CACACUCGCAUUUCUCAUUUCUUAGUUCUACUCUAAAUUAGAUAGCAAGACGUAGUCUCGGAGCUCACAAUUCGCAUAGAAUUAGUUUUAAGCACUAGCGAUAGUAAAACAGUAGACCUGAAAUUCAACAUGGAGUCCCCUCCAGAUCCAGCGAGCGACACGGGCAACAGCGCCUCGGAGCCGGCUACCCCGGUCAGGGAAACCCCGGUAAACCUGGAGACGCUCCGGAAAGCGGACCAUCCAGCCCCGGUUCGAAGGCAGACUUGUUCAAGCACCAACAGAGGUAUCUCAGUAACAAAGAAGACACAUACCUCUCAAAUCGAAAUAAUUCCUUGCAAGAUCUGUGGAGACAAAUCAUCAGGCAUCCAUUACGGUGUGAUAACAUGUGAAGGCUGUAAGGGCUUCUUCAGGAGGAGUCAGCAGAGCAAUGCAGCCUACUCCUGCCCUCGCCAGAAGAACUGCCUGAUCGACCGUACCAGCCGCAACCGCUGCCAGCACUGCCGGCUUCAGAAGUGCCUGGCAGUGGGCAUGUCACGAGAUGCGGUGAAGUUUGGUCGCAUGUCAAAGAAACAGCGAGACAGCCUGUAUGCUGAGGUCCAGAAGCAUCGGCUGCAGCAGCAGCAGCGUGACCACCAACAGCAGCCCGGUGAGGCCGAGCCACUCACGCCCACCUACGGACUCUCAGCCAAUGGCCUCACAGAGCUCCAUGACGACCUCAGUGGCUACAUGGACGGUCACACCCCCGAUGGCAGCAAACCGGACUCAGCGGUCAGCAGCUUCUACCUGGACAUCCAGCCAUCCCCUGACCAGUCAGGCCUGGACAUCAACGGCAUCAAGCCGGAGCCCAUCUGCGAUUUUGCCCCCGGCUCUGGCUUCUUCCCUUACUGCUCCUUCACCAACGGAGAAACCUCCCCCACCGUGUCCAUGGCUGAACUAGAGCACCUGGCCCAGAACAUCUCUAAGUCCCACAUGGAGACAUGUCAGUACCUGAGGGAAGAGCUGCAGCAGAUGACCUGGCAGGCCUUCCUGCAGGAGGAGAUGGAGAGCUACCAGAACAAGCCCCGGGAAGUCAUGUGGCAGCUGUGUGCUAUCAAAAUAACAGAGGCCAUUCAGUAUGUGGUGGAGUUCGCCAAGCGCAUCGACGGCUUCAUGGAGCUGUGUCAGAACGAUCAGAUAGUGCUGCUGAAAGCAGGCUCUUUGGAAGUUGUGUUUGUCAGAAUGUGCCGUGCCUUUGACUCGCAAAACAACACAGUCUAUUUUGAUGGAAAGUAUGCCGGGCCUGAUGUGUUCAAGUCAUUAGGCUGUGACGACUUGAUCAGCUCCGUCUUCGAGUUUGGGAAAAACUUGUGUUCUAUGCACCUGUCUGAGGAUGAGAUCGCCCUGUUUUCCGCCUUUGUGUUGAUGUCUGCUGACCGGUCCUGGCUCCAGGAGAAGGUGAAGGUGGAAAAACUCCAGCAGAAGAUCCAACUGGCCCUCCAGCACGUUCUGCAGAAGAACCACAGAGAGGAUGGUAUACUUACAAAGUUGAUAUGCAAAGUGUCGACACUGCGAGCGCUGUGCAGUAGGCAUACAGAGAAGCUUACAGCUUUCAAAGCAAUAUACCCAGACAUUGUGCGUGCCCACUUCCCCCCCUUAUAUAAGGAGCUGUUUGGAUCAGACUUUGAGCAGUCCAUGCCCGUUGACGGGUAGCAGCCCUGCCAGGUGCCAGUGUGACCACCGUAGGGGAAUGUGGAGGAGGAAUCUGAGACACUUUAACGGUGCCCUGCACAAACCAGAACGGACGGAUGGCACGCUGUUCAACUUCUUCUUUUACCUUGGAGGGGAGGGUUUGGGGAUCUGAUUCUCGAGGUUUACUUUAUUGAAUUUAGUUCUCUUUGUUUGGAAGACAAAUGGCACUCGAUGCCCCAUGGGACACGAAGAGGAGAUAGGGACAAAUACUUUCUGUCCGGGUGAACUUGACCUUCUCAUGCACAUUUCCAGCGUGCAUCCCAUGACUCAUUACCAUUCAUUUUCCGCAAUAUUUAUCGCAUCACCAAAAAUAAUUAUUUAAAAAAAUAAUAUUUGUCACAUUUUUUGAAUUACAUUUUGUUUAGCCGAGCAUAUGACCUGCAAUCACAUGAACAAUUAAUCAAUAGAACUCUGGCAGCCUUUGGAGUCGAAGUAGCGCAAGACUUUUUUCAAGUAGAUAAUAAAUCCACACCAAUAUUUAUUUUCAGAUUACACUCCAAAAAAACUGUCAGCAUAUACAGAAUUUAACAAGUCAGACGACGCUCACACUCAUGUACCCACAAGCUAAAUUAAAUAGCUUGAAAAUGUGCACAUCUUGGUCAAGUUCAGCCCUUGUUUUCAUGUGUUCAGUUGUAUCUUUUGGACGCAGUGCUUGGAAUGAAAACUCACAGCGACUUUGAGGGAGGGUCCAUCGGCAUGGUGAUGCAAUCGGCACCUCUCUACGGACAAUCGUUUAAAAAAAGAAGCAUAGAAUUCUGGUAAUUCUAGUCAAAACGCAAUGAUUUUAGCUGUCAAAGACUCCAUCCACCGUUGUUGCAUAGUGAAAUCAUGUAAGGCCAUCUGCUAUUAAUCCUUCUCUGGACAGGUGCCCUGGAGAAGCACAGGGCACCAACACAAUGAAAAGGGUCCAUUCCACCUGUUUUAUAAUGUACUACAGGGUAUAUGGUCAUAAGUACUUACUAUACAGAAAAAAGUAAUGUUUAUAGAAUCUAUUUUAAAUAACAUGUAUGAUAUUAGUAGUUAGACCAUUCUUAAUUGUUGAAUUGAUAAGGCACUUUUAUUUGCACCUUUCUUUAAUUUAAGACUUGUAUAUUUACCUAGUGAUGUGUUGCAUGUGCACAAGAAAUACAAGUUGAACCAUGGUCACAGAGGCUAGUCCUGGGAGCUGCAGAUGAUACUGGUCUGGGAGUGGUGUUAGGGCGGUCUGUUAGGAUGGCUGGCACGGCUGGUCGUUGGUGAACACUGAGGCCUGGGUGAGAAGGCAGCUUAGAGUCACUUCAUCACCUGUUAGCCCAACAACCGCCAAUAUUGCACGUCUUAAAACUUUGCUCUGAAACUCCGUCUUUGUAAGCGCACACAUGCACAGCGCGCACUGUGUAGUGAUAUUGUCAAGAUCUUAUUCCUUUCUUAAUCGAUGUUAUUUAAACAGACCUGAGCUGAAUGGCAGUUGUUGUCACCUUCCUGAAAUAUUACAUGAGUAGCAUAUCAGAAAAAUUCAGAUAGUGUAUGGCACAUUGUCAGUAAAUAAUAUGCAUAUUAGUUGUCUUUCAUAUUCUGUGCUAUGAUUAUCUUUUUGGUCCUCAUUUUAUCGUUAGCUGUGACAAACCACACCUGUCAUGUCAGCAAGGCCAAAAGAAAUCAUAAAAAUGAUUUCCAAACGUUACCUGACCGAGGUCGUAGUCUAAACCGACCUUGAAUAGCCUUGCAGUUGGGGUUGGAUUGGACAGAUCAGACAUUUUGUGCAAUCCAAUCGUGCCAUCUAGUGGAAGGUAGAGAUACAGCAACCUAGUUAAUGGCUGCGCAACACAAAGAUGCAAGGUCUAACCUUAAGGGCACAUCUACAAACCUCCUUUAAAUCGUGUUGUCAGUGUUAUUGUUGAGUGAUUUUAACUGCCUUCUCACCACAGCCUCAGCCCAGCAACGCCACAACAGGACACAAAAGAAACAGUGAAGGGAAAGUGAAUAUUCAAAGCCUUGUCUGGUAGUAAAGCUUCUAUUUUUGUAACAUGUUUUGGUUAAUAAACUCAUGAAAGAGAACGAGGGAGAGAGAAAAAGAUGUCAGGUAGCACUUAACUAUAUUCCCGCAAUAAUUAGACUAGCUGUUGUUUGUAUGAUUAGGGGAGAAACAUAAAAAUGGUAGGACAAGUGCUAUUUUCAGAAUGCUUUGUUGUUGUGCUUCUGUUUUGUUGAGUGUGUCUUUCUUGUCAGUGUGGUAGUAAAGUGGUAGAAAAAACCCUGGAUGUGCCAAACAGUAGUCGUUGCUUCCGCUUUCCAGUCUACCUGUCUAUAAUGUAGAAUGGAUUGCUAAGACAUUCCAGCAAUCUCAGUAGCGGCUUCUAGAAAUAUCUUUUGAAGAAAAAAAAAAACACAGUGAUAUCCCUUUAGAAACCCAUCAAAGCAUGAUAACACAUCUGUCACCAACCUUAACAUAGAAUCCAGUCGUUUUCUUUGAUAUUUUUUUUUUUUUUUAUGUUUGCACACUAUCAUUCCUCUGCCGUGCAAUUUGUACAAGGCAUAAUGUCUUGUGCUGUCACCCCUCAGGGAAGAGUUUCUUUUGCGCUUUCUGUUUGAGAGGACAUUUGUUGUACUCUUAGUCCUCAUUAAGUUUAGUUCAUGUUUUCGUUCAGGGAUGUUCCAUGAGAACUAGUUGAGAUUAACAUUUGAAAUUCAUCACUGAGUUGUUCAGAGUUGUACAUUAUCAAUGUCCUAAAGGGGUCUUCAGCCACUGAAAGAUCACUACGCCCCUGUGGUCAAGUUCAAGAAAAUCACAUUUGUAUAAAAAAAAAAAACAAAAAACAAAAAAACAAACAAACAAAAAAAUCAGCAACACACAAAACUCAUUACUUUUUCGAAACACACCGUUUUAUCAAUACACAGCAUAUUCUUGUCACAAGAAAAAAAAAAUCUGUUUGGAUUCAAAUGGUGUCAUCAGGGUCAACUUUGAAAUAACCCUCUUUGUUAGAAAAACCAAAUAUUCUUAUGCAAUACUAGAUCUGUUGUGUUUGGGUUGUAGUAGAUAUGCUGUACCUAAGUAAUAAUCUCUGUUGUAAUCCAAUGCUAUUUGGAUAUGCACAAGCCCUCUAUGACUAGUAAACCUCAGUCUCCCAGCAAAAGAAACCCAGUCUGGAACACUGCUAGACAAUCCAGGUUGAGCGGCCCUGCGGCCCAGCAAGAGCAGAGAAGAGGAUGAGAUGUGAACGCUCAGGGAGGUAACAGGUAGACCGAAGAAGCAGCUCUCUUUCCUCUGGACAGUUGCGGAGCAUAUGAUGUGCUCUUUUUUCCGUGAAUUUACGAGCUCUUCAUAAUCUCUUGACAGUUCUCGAUUCAUAACAGGAGGCGGCUGAACUUUUCUGGCGUGGCGCACUGAACGUGCAGAGCAGCGCUUACUGUCUAAACAAUGGUUAAGGAAGGCAGACUCAGAGGGAGACUGGCUGAUUUCGUGUCAUUCACCUACAGGGAGUUGAUUUGUGUCUUGAAAAAUCAUUCAGUUGUCGUGUUUAGGAUGCUUCAUUAGGCUGUAACAUAAAUCAACUCAAGAUUUUGUGAUAAAUCAUAUCAAGUGAAGUCUACCACCCACGAGCAAAUGGGUUUCUCUCUUUCACACGCUGAAAAAAUCUGUUUCAUUCAAAUCGAAAGGUUGAGUUUUCUUGUAAUGUGCUCUACAAUAUAAGACAAGCAAUAGCCUUGUGUUACAAUUACGGGUCUCUGAAGAGUAGCCACUAUAGCGCAGUCGCCAUCCUUUUCAUUUGACUUUAUUCAUACAACUGAGUCUGCACCCAUGACUCUUUUUUUUUUUUUUUUUUUUUUUUUUUUUUUUUUUUUUUUUUACUCUCAGCCUAGAACAAUAAGUAAUAAAACCCCAUCACUCUGUGUUCAUCACAUUAUGUAUUUCUCAUGGUAUGGUUGCGAUAUUGGCAGGAUAGCAGCAGAUGAUCAUCAACAGACACAUGGAUACUUGUAUCUUUCUAUAAACUGCUCCUUUAGACAGGCCUGUAAAGAGAUGUCCUUCUGUAUAUUCUCACUUGAGAUAAUCCCACGUUUAGUAAGGGAUUGAUGCUAAGUGUGCUAUUCAAUCAAUGUAUAUACAGUGAAAUGUAUUGGUCCUUCUGUCUCUGCUCUGUUGUCUGUGUGUAAAAAGCAAUAGUGUGUGUGCGUGUAUGUGUUUGUUCUCACAGUGUCUGAAUAAAAUAAACCCCAGACAAGGCUUUAAUAAUUACAGAAGAACAGGGUUAUGUGGAUGAGGAGUCUAUAGGUCUUGAUUUUGUUUGGAUUAAAAAAAAAAAAAAGGUUUUGGAAAUGCUGAGCUUGAACCAUCCAUAAUAGGUGUAGGUUUUAAAAGCAUGACAUAAUGCCUUCAACAAUUCAUAGGUCUGGAGAAUACUGUGAAGCAACAUUGACUUAACUUUGCAGCGAAACACACACUUCUCUACUGUUUUGGACCGCUUGGCCACAGCCUAACCCGGAAGCCAAUUGUUCAUUCUGGACUGUAAAUUGUGAAGAUGAGUGUUCUUGGCCAUUAAUUGUGAAGAUUAGUGUUAUGUCACGCUUAAAAAGUUACAUGUACCGGAGUGUUGGUGUGUUACCCAGAAUUAUGAGUCAGUUUCAUCACAUUUUUAACAGAACUCAUUUUCCAAAGCACAGCUGAUAAGGAUUUAUGAUUAAAAAUACAUUUAAGAAUAUAGUUUAAAAAAAAAUGAAAAACAAACUUUUAGCCAUAAUCGAAUGUCAAGCAAUAAUAUAUGUCGUGUAUUUUUUUUUUUGAUUUUUUUUUUUUUUUUUUUUUUUUUGUGCAUAUAGGCUUUGAACAUCUGCAUGUAAAUACACCUCUUAUUUAUCACUUUUGGUUUGUUUUAUUUUGUGCUGAUUUCCUGGAUGUUUUUAUGUUUCAUCUGUAUAUUUGACCAGUUCUGUUCCCGGGUGGAGAACUAAGAACUUGACAUGGCCUGUAUGCUGAAUAUGUUAUUUUUCUCACUCUCUCUCUCUCUCUCUCUCUCUCUCUCCCUCUCUCUCUCCCUCAUUCUCGGCUGUUUAUCCACCAUAUUUAAUGUUAUUAUUGAUCACAUGUAUAAAGGUAGCUUUGUAACUUCUGUCUGUAUAGGUAAGAGGAAAAUACUGCUACUAAGGCCUACCCAGUGAAAAUAUUUAUCUGUUUAUCAAUUACAUCAUAUUGUACGAUAACUCUGUUUCUAGUUUGCUUCCCUCCUUUAGGAUUAGUUUGAUAGAAAUAGGGUGUGCCGACAUUUAUUUUGUGUUGCCCUGAUGUGUGGUGCUAGGUAAGUUAAUUUUGUGAACAAAGUAUUGAUUCCUAGGCCUGGCCACCCUAUUAGUCCAUUCAUUUCAUUGCAUAUUGAUGUAUUAUUGAUAUUAGGACUCAAUAAAUAAUAAUGAUAAUGAUUAUGAUAGUGGUAAAAUUACCCAGCCAGUACCUGUAUCAGUGUGCUAGUCUUGGGAUAAGGCGCUUAUUUCCUUCUGACUUAUAGCAAAGCUAGUAUCUGCUAAUUAACAGGCUAUUUAAGGUUGCUUUUCUGGUUUGCGGAAAAAUGAUAAUAUUCAAACUGAAACAGCAGUAUUGUUUUGUUUUUGGUUUUGUUUUUCUUUGUUCUGAUUGUAAAAAAAAAACCACUCACUGAGGCUAUAGUUUGUCAGGUUUUGAGAUACUAAAUAUUUACCUCUCGUGUCUGCAUAGUUCUUCACCUGAUGCAGGGAAGUGGUGCUUGGAUUAAACAGAGCCUCGGUAUGCAUUCUUUAUUCCCCGUUUAGACUUAUCCUGAAGCAGUGGUUUCUUCAGGCCAGUGGCAUAAACCCUUUGCACCACUUUAAGUGUUAUUAAAAAAAAAUGUACAUGAAAGGAUUGCCAUUUGAGGACAAAGUUGACCUUUUCUCUCCACUCUGUAGCAAAUAUCAGUCAGAAUAUGCUUGCAAUAAUACACAAUGUAUCACACUGAGUGCCUCUCGGUGUUACAAGAUGCAUACAUGGUUUGAUUGUCUUCUUUUCCUUUCUUUCUUUCUUUCUUCUUCUUUUUUUGUGUGUGUUUUUCCAAACAUGUACUUCAAUGAAAAUGUAUUUUGUACAUGAGGAUGAAUUCUCACUGUCACAUG
This is a messenger RNA of Myripristis murdjan (pinecone soldierfish), 7827 nucleotides long. It is a transcript of the gene roraa, whose product is annotated as RAR-related orphan receptor A, paralog a. The transcript has 11 exons. Gene Ontology annotation, cellular component: nucleus. Gene Ontology annotation, molecular function: zinc ion binding; RNA polymerase II cis-regulatory region sequence-specific DNA binding; nuclear receptor activity. The record is from RefSeq and is a predicted model, not a curated record. Gene Ontology annotation, biological process: regulation of transcription by RNA polymerase II. NCBI's taxonomy places the organism in Eukaryota, Metazoa, Chordata, Actinopteri, Holocentriformes, Holocentridae. Bases 130 to 1689 code for a protein of 519 amino acids.